AUGGACGUGAUGCAGGGUGCAGCAUAUCGCGCCUUUCCCGGUUCAUCUGCUUUCUCCGACUUCCGCCUAAAGAGGCUCGCAUCUGAGAUCGGAGCCAAGGAUCUCCAGGCGAUCUGGGUUCACUACAUCUUCUCCUACGAUGAACUUGCACCGGCAGAGAUCCAAGUUUUGGACCAAUUACUUGACUAUGGGAGCUAUCCGGAGGGUACGAAUGACCUGUACGGGAAGCUCUUCAAAGUCGUCACGAAUAAUGGCACCAAAGGAGAAGAUGAUGAGAAUGUGCGCUUCUUUUGGGUGUGUCCGCGAGCAGGCACAAUCUCGCCAUGGAGCUCGAAAGCGACCAGCAUUGCUCAUGUCUGUGGGCUGGGAAAGACGGUGAAGAGAAUUGAGCGCGGUGUGGUCUUCUGUGCCAGGUUCGAGGCUGGUGCAGUGAAGGACGUCACUCUCGAUUCUCUGCAUGAUCGUAUGACGGAGUCGAUUUCUUCUCAGCCACCGGACUUGGAUGCGAUGUUUGCGCAGCUCCCGCCCGCACCGCUGCAGAGGGUGAAGAUGGUGGGGACAGAGAAUCCCAGGCAAGCGCUUGCGGAAUUCAACAGAACUUUGGGACUUGCACUGGAUGAGUCGGAGAUGGAUUAUCUCAUCGAUGCGUACACGAAUCAAUUGAAGAGGGAUCCGACAGAUGUGGAACUUUUCAUGUUUGCGCAAGUGAACUCGGAACAUUGCCGUCACAAGCAGUUCAAUGCGGAUUGGACGAUUGAUGGUAUCAACAAGCCGCGCAGCCUGUUCUCCAUGAUUCGCAAUACGCACAAGCUGCACCCAGAGCAUGUCAUUUCGGCUUACAGCGACAACGCAGCUGUUCUGCAGGGCUAUACUGGAACGCACUGGGCGCCCGAGCAGAGUAGUGGGGCUUGGACACAGACCAAGGAGACAGUACAUUACUUGGCGAAGGUGGAGACACAUAACCACCCUACUGCGGUGUCUCCCUUUGCUGGCGCUAUAACAGGAUCUGGAGGCGAGAUUCGGGACGAAGGAGCGGUUGGACGUGGGUCGAAGCCAAAAGCUGGUCUUGCUGGAUUCACUGUAUCAGAUCUGCUUAUCCCAGGACACCGGCAGCCGUGGGAGCUGGACAUUGGCAGGCCUUCACAUUUCGCAAGCAGUCUCGAUAUCAUGAUGGAAGGACCAAUUGGAAGUGCUGCGUUCAACAACGAGUUCGGAAGGCCUUGCACCACCGGCUACUUCAGAACCUUCUCCAUGGAGGUGCCUGUUGACGAGGCCAAGACAGAGGUCAGGGGUUACCACAAACCGAUCAUGAUCGCUGGCGGCGUUGGAACUGUUCGUCCAGAGCAUGCGCUCAAGAAGAAGAGCCUCGUCAGUGGAGGAGCCCUACUCAUGGUUCUUGGUGGUCCGGCCAUGCUGAUUGGACUUGGAGGCGGCGCUGCAUCAAGUGUGCAGUCUGGCGACAGUAAUGUAGAGCUGGAUUUUGCUAGUGUGCAACGAGGAAAUGCAGAAGUGCAGAGGCGAGUACAGGAAGUCAUCAAUACCUGCGCUGCUCUUGGAGCGCAGAGUCCGAUUCAGAUGAUUCACGACGUUGGAGCUGGCGGUUUGUCCAAUGCGCUACCGGAAUUGGUCGAAGAUGCUGGCUAUGGCGCCAAAUUCGAACUCCGAGAAGUCGACAACGCAGAUCCAAGCCUGAGUCCGCUCCAAAUCUGGUGCUGCGAAGCGCAGGAGCGGUAUGUUGUGGCAGUCGACCCGGAGAAGCGCGACGCUUUCCUCAAGAUCUGCAAGCGUGAGCGAUGUGGUUAUUCGGUCGUUGGCAAAGCCCAGCAAGAGAAAAGACUCGUGCUCAUGGAUCGCAACUCGAAGGAUGAGCCAACGCCGAUUGAUCUGCCCAUGCCAAUUCUCUUUGGUAAGCCGCCGAAGAUGCACAGAACUGUGGAUUCGCGGAAGCUCAAGCUACCUGCGUUCGACAGCAGUCUAGCAACGUACUUGCCCAAAGAGCCUGCAACCUCUACCGCAGUACUCAGCAACGCAGUCGAGCGAGUCCUCGCAUUGCCAUCCGUGGGCUCAAAAUCUUUCCUCAUCACGAUUGGCGAUCGGACUGUAGGCGGACUUACCGUCAGGGACCAGAUGGUUGGCCCAUGGCAGACUCCGGUUGCAGAUGUCUCCGUUACCGCGACCUCACUGACCGCAGGAAUUGCGACUGGUGAGGCAAUGGCGAUGGGCGAGAGACCUUCACUUGCACUUAUUUCGCCAGGUGCAUCCGCGCGCAUGGCUGUGGCUGAGUCACUGCUGAACAUUGCUGCAGCCAGCAUUCCAAACAGACUGAGCAAGAUCAGAUUGUCGGCCAAUUGGAUGGCAGCUAGCAGCCAUCCAGGUGAGGGCGCUGCACUUUACGAAGCCGUUGAGGCUAUCGGGAUGCAGCUUUGCCCUGAACUUGGUAUAAGCAUUCCCGUCGGAAAGGACUCGAUGUCGAUGAAGGCACGAUGGCAAGACAAGGAAGUCACUGCUCCACUAUCUCUUGUAAUCUCCGCCUUUGCGCCUGUCAAUGCCCUGAGCAGUACCUGGACACCAGCGUUGAGACGGCAUGAGGAUGUUGGCGAGACCUUGCUUAUGUACAUUGAUCUUGCCAGUGGUAAGAAAGCUCUCGGUGGCUCUGCUCUAGCCCAGGUCUUCGGUCAGAUUGGUAACACCUCACCCGAUGUUCACGAUGUGGAUCACAUCAAGGACUUCUAUCAUGCAGUGGAGCAGCUGCAUGAGUCGGACGUCGUGUUGGCAUAUCAUGAUCGUUCGGAUGGCGGUCUUUUCACCACGCUCGUGGAGAUGAUGUUCGCCGGACGUUGUGGCAUGGACUUGAUGUUGGACCGCAUUGUCAGAUCCGGCCGACCACAAGAUGUCGUGGAGACACUCUUCAACGAGGAGCUCGGCGCCGUCUUCCAGAUCCGCAAGAAACAUGAAAAUGUAUUCCGCGGUGUCUUUGCACCGAUGUCGCCUAUCACGAUCGGUGCUGUACCGAAGGCCUCGAAGCAAGAGCUUUCGAUCUACUACGGCGCGGACUGCAUCUACCGCGCCGCGAGGACAGAGCUGCAACAAAAGUGGCAUCACACGUCGUGGGCCAUGCAGAAGCUGCGAGACAAUCCGGACUGUGCGGAUGCAGAGAAGGCAAACAUUAACGACGACAAGGACCCAGGCCUGCAGUACAAGCUGACAUUCAACCCUCAAGAAAACAUAUUACCAUGGGGUGCAACAAUCACACAGACGAUACGCGCGAAGCCGCACGUCGCUAUUCUUCGCGAGCAGGGUGUGAACGGCCAGGCAGAAAUGGCCUUUGCUUUCGCUGCAGCUGGCUUCACACCGAUCGAUGUGCACAUGACCGAUAUCCUCUCCGAGCGCUUCUCUUUGGCCUCAUGCGUCGGUCUCGCUGCCUGUGGAGGCUUCAGCUACGGCGAUGUCUUGGGCGCAGGUCAAGGCUGGGCGAAGAGUGUGCUCCUCCAUGAGAACACCCGACGCGAGUUCCAGAACUUCUUCGAGCGCAAGGACACUUUCGCCCUUGGAGUGUGUAAUGGCUGCCAAUUCCUCUCAAGACUCACAGAGAUUAUCCCUGGUGCAGAGAGCUGGCCUACCUUCGAGCGCAACCUCAGUGAACAAUACGAAGCUCGCGUUUGCAUGGUGCAAGUCAGCAACCCAACUACGCAGCCACCCUCAGUCUUCCUCCACGGCAUGGACGGAAGCUAUCUGCCCAUUGUCACGGCUCACGGUGAAGGCCGCGCCAAUCUCUCAGCGACUGGGGCUUCCUCCGCGCAAGCACUCGUCGAUCAAGGUCUCGUCUCCAUGCGCUAUGUCGAUAACUACCUCGAGCCGACAGAACGCUUUCCCUUCAACCCGAACGGUAGCCCCCUCGGCAUUACUGGUGUGCGGACUCCCGAUGGCAGAGUCUUGGCCUUGAUGCCACACCCUGAACGUACGAUUCUGAAGGAUGUAGCGAGCUACCUGCCCCCUGAGCAGGCGAAGGAAUGGGGUGAGCUUGGGCCUUGGAGUCGGAUGUUCAAGAGUGCGAGGAGAUGGGUUGGCUGA
Molecule: messenger RNA, 4071 nt
Organism: Lecanosticta acicola
Lineage: Eukaryota; Fungi; Ascomycota; Dothideomycetes; Mycosphaerellales; Mycosphaerellaceae
Source: the annotation of a GenBank genome assembly